Molecule: messenger RNA, 1604 nt
Organism: Polistes canadensis
Lineage: Eukaryota; Metazoa; Arthropoda; Insecta; Hymenoptera; Vespidae
Gene: DPCoAC
Product: mitochondrial coenzyme A transporter SLC25A42-like
Exons: 6
Coding region: 218-1288 (356 amino acids)
Biological process (GO): transmembrane transport
Source: RefSeq, a predicted model, not a curated record
GCAGUAGCGAAGGUCAUGUGACGUACGACAGAAGCACAUUUCUCGUUCUCCGCUGAGCACGCACUCGGGGAUUGCGAUCGAUUAAAAAAAAAGAAAAAGAAAAAAUAAUAACGGCAAGAAAUCAUCGAAGGUGCAGCUGCUGAAUAUUCGUUGCUGUUGUUCCUGUCUUGUUAAUUGAAAUUGAAUAGAAAAUUUCAAAAAUGAAUGGUCAAAAAGGAUGAGCAGACACGUUGGAGUAAAAUCCGUGGAAAAUAGUCAAGUAAUUUUGAAGAGGAUUCAUGGUAGUGUUAAAUCUAUCAGCACCAUAUCCAUGACACAUUCUACUACAUCUUCGUCACGAUCCGAUCUUAACCUGGAUCAAACCACGAAAAAAGAAGAAUGCAAGGAGAACAUUUCGAACGUGCAGAGGGUAUGGACCAGUUUAUUAGCUGGUGCAACAGCCGGUGGUUUAGCAAAGACAGUUAUAGCACCAUUAGAUCGCACAAAGAUCAAUUUUCAAAUUUCGAAACGACCAUACUCGGCGAGAGCUGCUCUAGUUUUCCUAAUCAAUUCAUUUCAAAAAGAAGGACUAUUGAGUUUAUGGCGAGGUAACAGUGCAACGAUGGUUAGGAUUGUACCAUAUGCAGCCAUUCAAUUUACAGCUCAUGAACAAUGGAAGAGAAUACUUCAAGUCGAAAGUCCAGAAACAACUGUACCUAUAAAAAGGUUAUUGGCGGGUUCUUUAGCCGGUGUUACAUCACAGGGUUUAACUUAUCCACUUGAUCUCGUACGUGCUAGAAUGGCAGUGACCUUGAAAAGCGAGUACAAAACUUUAAGGCAAAUGUUUCGAAGGAUUUAUCAGGAGGAAGGUUUUAUUUCAUUUUAUCGUGGUUUUACACCAACGAUGUUAGGUGUUAUACCAUACGCUGGAACAAGUUUCUUCACUUAUGAUACUCUGAAGCAUCUAGUUGCUGAAUAUUCCCAUUACACAACGGGAAUCCCUGGAAUGACAACUGCCUUGUCACUUCUUUGUGGUGCAGUAGCUGGAGUAGUAGGACAAACAAGCAGUUAUCCUUUGGAUAUUGUAAGGAGAAGAAUGCAAACUUCAGCGGUGAAAAAUCAUCAUUAUCAGACGGUUACCUCGACCAUAGUUAAAAUAUAUACAGAAGAAGGAUUGAUGGCUUUUUUCAAAGGAUUAAGUAUGAAUUGGGUUAAGGGUCCAAUAGCGGUAGGCAUCAGUUUUGCAACUUACGACAGGAUACGUGAUAUUUUGCGAAAAAUUAUUUGCGGAACAAAUGUUUCGGAUUAAAAAUAGAUAUUGUGAUUAUAAUAAUAAUGAAGAAGACAAGAAAAGAGAGAUGAAGAAAUCAUCUUGUGUCAACUAUUGUUGAUUCGAGAACACUAAUUAAAAAUUCGAUCUCUUUCUCUUUGAAAGGAUAAUGAUCCUUUCAAAACUUACAUAGAUCAUUUCGUUGAUCACCUAUCUAUCAUCGAUUAAGAUUAACAAAGUCAUUGAUGAUAGAAAUAAAAAGUGAAUUUCAACUUUUUUCUUGUUAUUAACUCGAUAGAAAAAUAUAAUGCGAUAUAUUCGCACUCAUGUCGAUAUAAAGAAGAAAAAGAUAUAA